UUCCUUUGUCACAUGACAGUGGUGGGAAGUGGGGGGGCGGCUGAGCAGGCGCCUAGCUAGGACGGGGUUUGUUGCAAGCGCUGCGGGGGUUGCAGUGAGCGACGCGCCACUAUGCCGACUACACAGCAGUCUCCUCAGGAUGAGCAAGAGAAGCUUCUGGAUGAAGCCAUUCAAGCUGUCAAGGUCCAAUCCUUCCAAAUGAAGCGGUGUUUGGACAAGAACAAGCUAAUGGAUGCCCUGAAACAUGCCUCUAACAUGCUUGGUGAGCUGCGGACUUCGAUGCUUUCCCCAAAGAGCUAUUAUGAGCUCUAUAUGGCGAUUUCUGAUGAGCUACACUACUUGGAGGUGUACCUGACGGAUGAGUUUGCCAAGGGAAGGAAGGUGACGGAUCUCUAUGAACUGGUGCAGUAUGCUGGAAACAUCAUCCCGCGGCUAUAUUUACUCAUAACCGUUGGCGUUGUCUACGUUAAGUCCUUCCCUCAGUCCAGGAAGGAUAUCUUAAAAGACCUGGUGGAAAUGUGCCGUGGUGUCCAGCAUCCUCUGAGGGGCCUGUUUCUGCGCAACUAUCUCCUUCAGUGCACACGGAACAUCUUGCCUGAUGACGGGGAACAGACAGACGAAGAAACGACUGGGGACAUCAGCGAUUCCAUGGACUUUGUGCUGCUGAACUUUGCUGAGAUGAACAAGCUCUGGGUGCGAAUGCAGCACCAGGGACACAGUCGUGACCGAGAGAAGAGGGAGCGUGAGAGGCAGGAGCUGAGAAUCCUGGUGGGAACCAACCUGGUUCGGCUGAGUCAGCUGGAAGGGGUCAAUGUGGAGAGAUAUAAGCAGAUUGUCUUGCCCGGCAUAUUGGAACAAGUUGUCAACUGCAGGGAUGCCUUAGCUCAGGAAUACCUCAUGGAGUGCAUCAUACAGGUCUUCCCGGAUGAAUUUCACCUCCAGACCUUGAACCCUUUUCUACGAGCCUGUGCGGAGUUGCACCAAAAUGUGAAUGUGAAGAAUAUCAUCAUUGCUUUAAUUGACAGGCUUGCGCUCUUUGCUCACCGAGAGGAUGGGCCAGGGAUCCCUGCUGAUAUUAAGCUCUUCGACAUUUUCUCCCAGCAGGUUGCUACCGUCAUACAGUCUAGACAAGAUAUGCCUUCAGAGGACGUGGUGUCGCUUCAGGUCUCUCUCAUUAACCUGGCGAUGAAGUGCUACCCGGAUCGUGUUGACUAUGUCGACAAAGUGCUGGAGACAACGGUGGAGAUCUUUAACAAGCUGAACCUGGAGCACAUCGCCACAAGCAGCGCCGUAUCCAAGGAGCUGACAAGGCUUUUGAAGAUCCCGGUCGACACCUACAACAAUGUCCUGACUGUCUUGAAACUGAAACAUUUCCACCCGCUCUUUGAGUACUUCGACUACGAGUCCAGGAAGAGCAUGAGUUGCUACGUGCUCAGCAAUGUGCUGGAUUACAACACGGAAAUCGUCUCCCAAGACCAGGUGGAUGCCAUCAUGAACCUUGUGUCGACGCUGAUCCAGGACCAGCCAGACCAGCCGGCUGAGGAUCCAGACCCCGAGGAUUUUGCAGACGAACAGGGCCUCGUGGGCAGGUUUAUUCACCUCCUCCGUUCCGACGAUCCUGAUCAGCAGUACCUGAUUUUAAACACUGCCCGGAAACACUUUGGCGCGGGAGGAAACCAGCGCAUCCGUUUCACGUUGCCCCCCUUGGUCUUCGCUGCCUACCAGCUCGCUUUCCGCUAUAAGGAGAAUUCUAAAGUGGAUGACAAAUGGGAAAAGAAAUGCCAGAAGAUCUUCUCGUUUGCGCACCAGACGAUCAGCGCUUUGAUCAAGGCUGAGCUGGCAGAGCUCCCUCUGCGGCUGUUCCUCCAGGGGGCGCUGGCGGCAGGAGAGAUCGGGUUUGAGAACCAUGAAACGGUGGCUUACGAAUUCAUGUCCCAGGCGUUCUCUCUGUACGAAGACGAAAUCAGUGACUCAAAAGCCCAGCUGGCUGCAAUCACCUUGAUAAUUGGGACAUUCGAGCGGAUGAAAUGUUUUGGCGAGGAGAACCACGAGCCCCUGAGAACCCAGUGCGCCCUGGCGGCUUCCAAGCUGCUGAAGAAGCCGGAUCAGUGCCGAGCUGUCAGCACCUGCGCCCAUCUCUUCUGGUCCGGCCGGAACAUGGACAAGAACGGAGAGGAGCUCCACGGUGGGAAGAGAGUCAUGGAGUGCUUGAAAAAGGCAUUAAAAAUAGCAAAUCAGUGCAUGGACCCCUCUCUCCAAGUCCAGCUCUUCAUAGAAAUUCUCAACAGAUACAUCUACUUCUACGAAAAAGAGAACGAUGCGGUGACAAUUCAGGUUUUGAAUCAGCUCAUACAGAAAAUCCGGGAAGACCUCCCUAACCUUGAAUCGACCGAGGAAACGGAACAGAUCAACAAACACUUUCACAACACGCUGGAGCACUUGCGCUCGAGGAGAGAGUCCCCUGAGUCGGAGGGCCCCAUCUACGAAGGGCUGGUCAUAUAGGGGGGCGGAACCUCCUGUGCGUUUGCACCACACCCAACCGGAUCACCUUUCCAUUUACAACACAGUACCUGGGUUUUGUUUUUAUUACGGCGAUGCUAGAGUUUCAUAGAUUUGUGCCUUUCGGAAGUGCCAAGUUAGGCUACCUGCGCUCUCUCUCUCUCCCUCCUUUUUUUGCUUUCGUUUCUGUACUUGGCAUGUAUGUGCGACGUGUUCAGCGCUUUGCUUCCAAGCACUUGCGUUCACCACUUCUACCAGGUUUCCCCCCCCCCCAA
Lacerta agilis (Sand lizard) is the source of this 2774-nucleotide messenger RNA. It is a transcript of the gene VPS35, whose product is annotated as VPS35 retromer complex component. The record is from RefSeq and is a predicted model, not a curated record. Bases 112 to 2502 code for a protein of 796 amino acids. Gene Ontology annotation, biological process: intracellular protein transport; retrograde transport, endosome to Golgi. The transcript has 17 exons. NCBI's taxonomy places the organism in Eukaryota, Metazoa, Chordata, Lepidosauria, Squamata, Lacertidae. Gene Ontology annotation, cellular component: late endosome; retromer, cargo-selective complex; retromer complex.